Messenger RNA from Lactuca saligna, 411 nucleotides. Lineage: Eukaryota; Viridiplantae; Streptophyta; Magnoliopsida; Asterales; Asteraceae. The record is from the annotation of a GenBank genome assembly.
AUGUACCAUAAAUACCCACCACCACAACCAUCGAUUCACAACCAUCCCACAAUGGCAAAGCUCAUAGCACUAGCACUUGCUUUCACAGCCCUUGUAGCGUUUGCUUCCGCCCACAGCACCAUCAUCACCACCACCAUCGAGGAGGAAAGCACAUUCUCGAAGCAGCAGUGCAGCCGACAGCUCCAGGGUCAAAGAUUCAAUCAGUGCCAGAGGUAUCUCGCGCAGGGCCAGAAUUUGUAUGAAGAAGACGACCGGAGUCAGCAACAGUUGUGCUGCCAAGAGCUCCAAUACGUCGACGAGCAGUGCCAGUGUGAGGCUGUGAAGGAAGCAUUCCGCGAAGCCAGAAGAUGCAACAACAACAACAGGGACAACAAGGCGGAAGCUUCGGUUCCAAGCAGAUCAGACAGAUGA